GCGUGUAUCCUGCUGCCACGUCUGAAUUGCCGUCGUCGACAGGUAGUGGCCAGAAUGACAUCCUCUGCGCCAAUCGGAAGGCCUCGUUUAAGGCGCGCCCUGGCUUCUGUCCAAUAGAAGUUUAGAAGGCGGGUCUAGUGUACUAUAGUCAUUCCGAAGAGGAACUAGAUUUUUAGUUGGAGACUGGAACGUAGUCAUGUGUGGAAUCUUCGCCUACCUGAAUUAUCACGUGCCGCGGACGCGCCGUGAGAUCUUGGAGAUCCUCAUCAAGGGCCUUCAGCGCCUGGAAUACCGAGGAUAUGAUUCUGCAGGUGUCGGCAUCGAUGGGGGGAACAGCAAAGAAUGGGAGACCAAUUGCAAGGCUAUCCACCUGAUAAAGCAGCGUGGGAAAGUGAAAGCCCUGGACGAGGAGAUCCACAAGCAGCAGGACCUCGACCUGGAUGUGGAGUUUGAUGUCCACCUGGGCAUCGCCCACACACGCUGGGCCACCCAUGGCGCCCCCAGCCCCGUUAACAGCCAUCCCCAGAGAUCCGACAAGGGAAACGAGUUCAUUGUGAUUCACAAUGGAAUCAUCACCAAUUAUAAAGACCUGAGGAAGUUCUUGGAGAGCAAAGGCUACGACUUCGAGUCGGAGACGGACACCGAGACCAUCGCCAAGCUUGUGAAGUACAUGUACGACAACCGCGAGAGCGGCGACAUCAGCUUUGCCACCUUGGUGGAGAGGGUGACUCAGCAGCUGGAAGGAGCCUUUGCCCUGGUGUUCAAGAGUGUCCAUUACCCUGGUGAGGCAGUUGGGACCAGGAGAGGGGGGCCCUUGCUCAUUGGCGUGCGUAGCGAUCACAAGCUGUCCACAGACCACAUCCCCAUCCUCUACUGCUCCUCUGGUAAGGAUAAGAAGAGCUGCUCCACCUUGCCCAGAAUGGACCAGGACACCUGCCUCUUCCCCGUUGACGAGAAGGCUGUGGAGUACUACUUUGCUUCUGACGCCAGCGCCGUGAUUGAGCACACCAACCGCGUCAUCUUCCUGGAGGACGACGACGUGGCCGCGGUGUCGGACGGACGCCUGUCCAUUCACCGCAUGAAGCGCACGGCCGGGGACCACCCUGCGCGUGCCAUCCAGACGCUGCAGAUGGAGCUGCAGCAGAUCAUGAAGGGAAACUACAGUUCCUAUAUGCAGAAGGAGAUCUUCGAACAGCCGGAGUCCGUCAUCAACACCAUGAGGGGGAGGGUCAACUUCGACGACAACAGCGUGACCCUGGGCGGCCUGAAGGACCACAUCAAGGAGAUCCAGCGGUGCAGACGGCUGAUCGUCAUCGCCUGCGGGACGAGCUAUCACGCGGGCGUAGCGACCCGACAGGUGCUGGAGGAGCUGACGGAGCUGCCCGUCAUGGUGGAGCUGGCCAGCGACUUCCUGGAUAGGAACACGCCCGUCUUCCGUGACGAUGUGUGCUUUUUCAUUAGCCAAUCAGGUGAGACUGCAGACAGUCUCCUGGCUCUGCACUAUUGCAAAGAGAGGGGGGCACUCACCGUGGGCAUCACCAACACCGUGGGCAGCUCCAUCUCCCGGGAGACCGACUGCGGGGUGCACAUCAACGCCGGGCCUGAGAUCGGCGUGGCCAGCACCAAGGCAUACACCAGCCAGUUUGUGGCCCUGAUCAUGUUCGCGCUGCUGAUGUGUGCUGACCGGAUCUCCAUGCAGCCACGGCGCCGUGAGAUCAUCCAGGGACUUCGCAUGCUGCCCGAACUGAUUAAGGAGGUGCUGAGCCUGGAUGAUGAGAUCCAGCGGUUGGCCACAGAGCUCUACCAGCAGAAGAGCGUGCUGAUCAUGGGCCGCGGCUACCACUAUGCCACCUGCCUGGAGGGGGCGCUGAAAAUCAAGGAGAUCACGUAUAUGCACUCGGAGGGCAUCCUGGCCGGGGAGCUGAAGCACGGUCCCCUGGCGCUUGUGGACAAACUGAUGCCGGUCAUCAUGAUCAUCAUGAGAGACCACACCUACUCCAAGUGCCAGAACGCCUUCCAGCAGGUGGUGGCCCGCCAGGGCCGGCCCAUUGUCAUCUGUGACAAGGACGACUAUGAGACCAUCAGCAACUCCAGCCGCACCAUCAAGGUGCCUCACUGCGUGGACUGUCUGCAGGGCAUCCUCAGUGUCAUCCCACUGCAGCUGCUCUCCUUCCACCUCGCCGUGCUCAGGGGUUACGACGUGAGUCUGCUCCCCCCCCCUCGCACACACCCCCCCUCGCACACAUCCCCCAUUCCCCCACUUAAAUUAAACAGGCUGUGAGUUUGCUUCCCUUUC
Paramormyrops kingsleyae is the source of this 2296-nucleotide messenger RNA. Lineage: Eukaryota; Metazoa; Chordata; Actinopteri; Osteoglossiformes; Mormyridae. The record is from RefSeq and is a predicted model, not a curated record.